AAAAUUGUGUAAAAUGCUCAUCACACAUUCCCAGAACCCAGAAUUGCUUUUUUACGUCUGACCUACGCUAAAAUGUUUAAUGUACGAUCAGAAUAAACAUAGAAAAGCAGGAAAUCUUCACAUUCGAGAAGCUGAGGGCAGAGAAUGCUUUCGAACUUUUGCUUGAAAAAUUACUUAAGCAAUUAGUUGAUCAAAAUAGUUUCACUUAUUGUUCCAUGUUGCCAUUCGGUAGACCUCACAAUACAUGUCAGUGGUUCAGAUGAAGAGCCUGUGCUAUAUUUCUCUCAGUGUCAGUCAGUCACGAGCUGCUUUCCUGGCAGACUAUUUUUUUCUAGCACCUGUCUGACAUGUGCAUCUGCCCAGUAAAGGCAAAUGACUGCGAGUGUUGUAGAUGUCUGCUAUUUUAAACAACAGCAAGUGAGCCACAGCAUUAGUAGCUUUGCAUUCAUAGGUGAGGCAUGCAAACAGUAGCAUUUGUUUGGUUAAACUAUUUUUGUUUUCUUGCCAAAAAAAAAAAAAAAAACCCCUGCAAACUGAUGUCGACAUCAGCCACUUGGCCACAGUUGCUCAGGGCAGCAGUUUCUCAGGCUGCUUGUGGUGUCGACGCUGCAGGAAAAAGCUGUGCCAGAUUUCUGUAAAGCACAUGAGAGAGAGACGAAGAAAGCAAUCAGUGUGCCUGUGUGUGUGUGUGUGUGUGUGUGUGUGUGUGUGUGUGUGUGUGAGUGUGCGUGUGUGUCACAGUAAAGAAUGUAGGCAUUGUGGAGGAAGACGAGGAGGAGGAGGGAGUGAUGAAUAAGGUGAGGAAGAGAGAAAGAAACGAGGGAAUGCAGGAACUUGGGCUCUGUUGUGCAGGAAUGUUUUCCAUUUGCGAUGUAGUGUGUUUGAAUUGGCCUCUCUCUUUCUGUCAUCCCCCGCCGAACGCUGUCUAGCAAAACAAUAAUACGAUAACAAAGCAUGAGGUUAGAGAUGCGAACAGAGAUGGGAGACACCGAACUGUGUCAGCCUUUUUGUUUUCCCUCACAACUUUGAAUGUGUCUCUGUUAGGCCCCCAGUCAAGGUAGGAGUAAAGGAAGCAUGAAUCCAAACACAUCUGGAGAUCCUCAUACCAGAGGACAGGGAGGAUGAAAAGAAAGGGAAAACCAUGGGAACAGAGACGGCCGAGCCCCCAGAGGGGAUACAUCGAGAGGAAGUGUGCGUCUGUAUAUGUGUGUAUAUGUACGUGCGUGUGUGUGUGUAUGUUCUGUAGUCAGUCAUUGCUGAGUCAUCGCUGGGCUGGCCACGCAGAUAGAAACAGGCUUCUGGGGGGGCCAGCUGCAGGGGCACAGGGGGGCAUGCACUGAGCAUGCUCUGCGAAGUACAGGAAGGGAAUUAGUUGUUGUGACAGGACACAUCCAGGAACUUUAGUGACGCAAUAUUUCACGAUGCCAAGUUUUCACUCCCUCAUUGACGUACACGUCCCCUGGUAUGUUUGAUGAAACGAAUGAAAAAAUCGCGGGCCUGUUGCAUGACACAAUUCACAGCUUUUCUUCUCCGAAUGUCGCCGUUUAGGACACGGAGAAGGAGAGAGAGAGAGCCGAGAGAUAACGAGACAUGUUGCUCCAUGUUUGGCCCGACCACAGCAUAACCCCCCUCCCCACCCGCACACCCCCCACCCCUCUAUUUCUUGUGGUUUUCUGUGAUCUGUUGGACCACAGUCUGUGACUCCCCCCACACCAACCCACACACACAGACACACUCAUACUUCCUGUAUUUAGAAUAGACCCUUCUCUGCUGCACUGGAGGAAGAUGCAGUGAUUCUCAGCCGGUCUGGUUACUGCAAUGAAUGGUAACACUAUCCAUCCAGCCAACACCACCACAACAACAGGAGGAGGCCCUGGCGUCGCAGCGCCCCCGAGAGGCUGGAGGGAGUUCUGCGAGCUGCAUGCCAUCGCCACAGCCCGGCAGCUGGCCGGACACUACCGAAGCUUCGCCAGAGAGUGGCCGCAACAUGACGUGCUCCCACCAGAGACAUUUUCCAAGCAGUUUACUGACCUCUUCCAGAAGCACUUCUGCUGCGAGGUCGACAAAGAUGGCACUCCUCUCAGCCAGAACACAUGCUCUAUUGCCACAGGUAGUGCAUCUUCCACAUCUCCAGUGGCCCGUCCCCUUCCAUCACAGCCUGUGACUGGUCGAUCACGGAUCACAUCUUUGUCUGGGGUGCAGGACUAUCGGGAGGCAGGCCGGCCAAGUGGAGGAGCUGCCUUGUUUACUUUGGUGCCACCAAAGGUGGAGCCGGUGGUGGUGAGCCGGGAACAGGAGCAGCCGCUACGAUGUGCUGCGGGAAACUCCCUGUCAGGAAACCCAGUGGUGCUCAGAGGGUCGACACGCAGCGUUGGCAGUGGGUCACUGCUGAUUCACAGCCAUAGCAACGAGGAGAUCUCUGGCGCCGACCGUCGUCAGGUAUCUCAACGGUACUCAUCUGACUCCUCAGCCUCCAACCCUGGACAUGCUGACGUCACACACUUCUCUGUCAGUCAAAUCCAGGAGACUGUGAGAAGGAUUUUCAAGAAACGACCCAUCCCUACCACCCCCUUAUCCCAGGACCUGUCCCCAAGCAGCCCCAUCCCCACCAACAACAACAGCAGCAGUCCCCCAAAUAAUGGUGACAGAGUGGGUGGGAUUUCCUCCACAAAUGAGGAUGUAUCAUCCUCCUCCUCUUCCUCCCACUCUUCCUCUUGUCUGAACUCUGAAGCCAACCCCCCAGGCGCUUCACAUUGGUCUGUGGCCGGAGUAGCCUCUCAAUUCCUGGAUCGUUUUCGUAGGUUACGCAGCAGAAGCAUGAGGCAGAGGAGGUCAGAGGUGAGUGGCUGCUGUAAAGAGGGCCAACUGAGGUACUUACUGGUGGAUGACACUAUCUCAGACUCUCAGCCCCGCUGGCAACGCUGCCGCCUGCUGGUCAGGAGGAUCAGGGAUGCUCCAGGAGGAGGAGGAGGUGUGAGAGGAGGAGGGGAGAAGUACCAGUUGGAGCUCUAUGAUCCACCAAAGGCCUCCAGCCCCAAGCUGACGACUCAGUGCUCCGAUAUCCAAGAAGUCCGUCGUUGCAACCGACUGGAGAUGCCCGACAACUUAAACACAUUUGUUUUAAAGGUUAAUCGAGGUAGUCUGAUAUUUGAGACCGACAACGACCAGCAGGUCAGCUCCUGGACCACAGAGCUAAAAGAAUGUAUCAACAACAGGUCAGGCAGCGUGGAUCUGGAGCCCCUCCCCUCUCCAGCUGAAAGCUCUGUUCCAGCCAAUCGCAGAGGAAGCUCAGCAUCAGCGAGUCAAAGCCCCGUCACCUUCACCCCACCAGAGCAGGUUAUCCAGAAGACAGAUCACUUCCUCUUCUCCUACCCCUGGUUCCACGGGCCCAUCUCCCGCGUCAAGGCGGCCCACCUGGUUCAGAGCUCUGGACCAGAGGGACACGGAGUGUUUCUGGUCCGACAGAGUGAGACACGCAGGGGAGACUAUGUCCUCACAUUCAACUACCAGGGAAAAGCAAAGCACCUGCGCCUCUCUCUAACAGAAUGGGGUCAGUGCAGGGUGCAGCACCUGCGCUUCCCCUCUGUUAUGGACAUGCUCAGUCACUUCCGCCUCUUCCCCAUCCCACUGGAGUGUGGAGCCGCUGGUGCCGUCACACUGUCCAGCUUUGUAGUGGCGGGCUCCAGCCCUCCGUCACAGGGUCAGCUGUCAGGCGCUCUCCUGGUCCCUUUCUCCCUCCACCGUUGGAGCUCAGAGCCUAGUUUGGCUCACUGCAGCUUGGCUCGCAGCUCCAGUCAGCCCCCUUCCUCCUGCUCCGCCACCAGCACCGCCUCCAGCCCCAGCUCUGUUUCCCAGUCGGCGAACCACCCAACCGUUCGCACCAACCCGGUCCCUGACCCUCCUCAUCAGUCGGCCCCUGCUCCUCUGCACCGGAGUGAAUCAGUGGGGCGGAGAUCCCUGCUUCGCCACUCCACCCACCACCACACUCCCAUCAUCCCUCAGCGGGACUCGGAUUAUGAGCUGGAGCCUGAGCGGGGCCGCAAACGGGCGAUAGACAACCAGUACAUGUUGCUCUGACCCGCCGAGUCAAACACCUCUAUCACCUCUGAAAGACAGGAGUCACCUGUGAAGCCAACAUACACACACACACACGGAAACACGCAUUCACAUAGUCGUGUACACAUCAUACAGACACAUUUUGUCACUCUCCAGCCAGCCUCAUGAAGGUGUGAGACAUGAUUACAGCAGACUCAUGAACUUGAGCGAACAAGUCUGUCGUCUGAUAAAUGCAUAGCACUGUGUAUGUCGAAACAUGCACACACUCGCUAUGUCUGAGCUGAGUGUGUGUUCACCAGUGUCAGACCCUCACAACCUCCACCCCGAGUGUCCACAGUGAAUGUAUUUUUGGGAGUUUUAUUACAGUGUUGACAAUGAUGAUUAUUCAUGUUUUAUUGAUGUUGAGGGUCUGUGUGAGAGAGGAAGAGCCACAUAUGUAGCUGUCCUCAAGCCCCCCCCCCCAAAAAAUAUUUUAAAAUAUUUCUAUUCUGGUGAAUUUUAACAAGGUAUGCUUGAUUUAACUUCUUUGGCACUUAACCUGGACUGAUGGGAAAGCACCGCCUGCAGACUUGGUUAAAUCAGGUGCUCCUUUAAAAUAUAUAUAUAAAAAAAAACAUUUACUCUUCACACAAAGUUACCAGUGUGGAGCAAACUCCCAUGUUUUUCUACAAACACAAACAAAAAGCACUCUAUUUUAGAGUGUUAUUACACUUUAUUAGAUAUUCCUCCUCUUGCGCUUAUGAUAUAUUUAAGUGCAUGUCGCUUUCAGUGCACUUUGGAAACAAUGUGUAUUUUUUCUAUACACAGAUUUUUUUUGUAGAAAAAUUAAAUUUUCAAAAAAGUAAAAAGGGGAAAACUUGGUUAAAAUCAGUUGGGAGCUUUUUCUAGAAACUUAUCGAGCAUCACAUCCACUCCAUCAAACCUUCGCCGAAGCAAUUACAGAGAAAUGAUUCGAGAUCAGCUUUAAUCAGCACUGUUUUUACCUGAAGCAGUGGGAAAUUGUUGCUGUUUGUGGUGGGUGUGUGCGUGUGUGUAUGUGCGUUUGGAUGAGGCCAUUGUAAUGUAUGUAAGAUGAGUGAAAGUGUCAGUUAUCAGCAUGUUUGUGCUGAUCUCAGUGUGUUGCAGAAUCUGCCUUAGAGUCUGUGAGUGAAUUUGUGUCGCACCAGUCACUGCUGGGUUUUCCAAAAUCAGUAUCAAGAGUCUUCGUAGUGUCACAUUACAAGCACCAAAGGCAUUAUGUGCACAAAAUUAACAUGGUCUCACAGAAAUAAUUUCUGCCACAAAAUCAAAGAAAAUGGAAUGAUGUAAUAAUAAUAAUAAUAUAUAUUUCUAUUGUAAGCAUAUAUUUAUGUAUAGAUAUACACACAUAAUAUAUAAGAGCUUUUCUCUGCAGGAUACUAGUUUAUCUCGUCCUGCUGGCAACACGAUGAUGACAAAAUAUAUUUUGUGGCACAAUACAUUCGCCACAAGUACUUAUUUAAUUUAUUUAAUCCCAAGCUUUACAAAAAAUGAUGACAUAUUAAUUAUAUAAAAUUAACUCUACUCCAUUUUAUUGAUUUUGUGGCAUAAAGAGUAUUCUGUGUCACCAAAAUGAGACCUGGCACCCCAAGGUGAAUUUUAAUCACACAUAAAGCAAAAACAGGCAUCCAAUAGAAGACUUAAACUUGAGAGGCUUCACUCCAAAGAGCGUGAGAGGGGGAAACACUCAAUGUACAGACCAAAAUGAAGUAGGAAUUUAAUCUAAGUCAGUAAAUUUGCCCAAUCUUGGUGUGGAUUCUCCACAAAAGUGAGGGUUAAAGCGCUGGAAACUUGAGUCCAGGUUUAAAAUGUUUGAAACCUUUUUCAAAUCAGUUUUGUGGUGGUUUGAUAAUCUAGCAUUAAACCCUUUAAGGACUUUUAGAAGUGGACGGUGAUAUGAUGCAACUGCUGAAAAACAGAGUGACACUGAAAUCACACAGGUGCCUCUGCCAAUAUUAACAUUAUUUUUUUUUAUAGCUUUAGGCAAAUCUUGACUCUGCGAGUAGCAUCAUGUCUCCAGUUCUACUUUUUACACCAAGAGCAUUAAUUUUUUUUCUUACUAUUUUCUGUACAACUUCACCACAGCAGCCAAUAGAAAAACCCAAGGAAGGACUGUGAAAAUAAUGUAUUUUUACUUUAUACAUUUUUUUAAUAGAACUUCCAUGUUUUAAUUUUAGGCUUUAUGAGGAAGGUUUGGUUUCAGUCAGAGCUUCAAAGCUUUGAAAGUGUCCACAUGUGAUGUGAGAUGUUACACCAAUGAUCAGACGUUGUUCCUCUGUGCAAUUCAGUCUUUGCUCCGUAGCUUUACAUUACUGUGCUCUUCAGUUAGGUUUUAUGACCAGUCAAUAAUUUCAGGUGCCUUCUGAUUCUGUCAUCAUUCCUUUAAAGGUUUAAACCACCAGUUUAAAGCUGCACUGACUAUAACAGAUAGAUUAUAGAUAGUACAUCACUCGACUCAGGUGUGAAAUUUAGCUGAUCUACUACAUUUAGUUGGAUGCUUUUCUACAGAAAAAUGCCAGACAAACAAGUCUUUAUCAAAGACAGCAGCUCUCAUCUGUUGCCCAGUUCGUUUGUGGUGUUUCAUCUCAUCCACCACCAGGUCUGAGCUUCCUCAAAAGCAUCUAAAGACCUGAGUUAUAACCCAAACUGAUUGAAACAUUACUUCUUUCAUAACAUCUAUGUCACAUCUGAGUAGUUAUUUUUGGAAAACAGAUGCAGAAUAUCCCAUAAACAGUGAUCUAAUUUACCCACAGAUGAAAUAUCAAUUUUUCUGUAAUUUUGUUUCAGUAACUGAAGCUUCACUUCCAUUAGCAGCGGGAUGUCUUUGGGAAAUUGCGUGCUAGGACUUUUCUGUUUGUCUUCUAACUUUGCUUUAACACUAACUUCAGCAGUUGAUUUUAGAUUCACCUUCAGUAAACCUGUGCUUAAUGUAUGGUUUAGACUUGACUCUGCCCUCUUUAUCAUUGUAGUUACCUGUUAUGUUCUUUUAGAGCAAAAUACAUAAAUGCAACUUCAUUUCUUCAUGAACAUGACCAGAGUAAGUCCGCUGUGAUUACUCCUCUUGUUACGCAAUAAGUCGGCUUUGUCUACCAAAGGAACAUUUUUACAAUGGUUGUGUAGUUCUCUUUCAUGUAUCAUCAUGAUCAAAACUGACAUCUUUGAAGUGUUUAUAAGGGGAACAAAAACAAGGACGUUUUUGGCAAAAGUACGGUUGGUCUUCCUGUCUUUAUGCGCCAGAGUCUAAACAAAUCCCCCGUCACUCUGUUUCAUUUCUGCUAAAGGAAAGCAACGGUAACAAUAACUAUUUUGACUAUCAGUCCUCUCUCCAUGUUCUCUGUUUUUUAUUAGGGAGAAUGACUGUGCCUUUGCCAGAAAGCUGCUGUUGCUUUUCCCCUUUUUAAAAAAGCUCAGGGUGUGAUGUGGUGCAGAACUUGUGUAGUGCAAUAUCUGAAAGAUGCCCAGUGCUUCACACCUUUUUUUUUUUUUUUUAAACAUAUGUGGGGAGCGAUCAGAGGCUUCUAGAUGGAUGAAUUAAUCGUGUGAGAAUUCAACGUUUGCACCUGCUCAUAGACUGAAGGAAAAAAAAAAACAGAAAACAAGCUAGGGCUGUCCAAUUUUCCUGUCGCUUCACAGCUUCUAAUUUUGUUUCAUGGUUCACGCCAGUUUGUCUCCAGAAUCGAGUUAAUGCUAGAGAACAUCCCCGUGUACCUCAGGUGUCCUUUAAUCCUCAACAUCCGCUCCAGCAAACACCUUUUUUCCCCCCAUCCCUUAUGUUUAUUUUAAAAUGUCCAGUUGCUGAAUGUAAUGUGUUCUCAAUACUGUUCAUUCUGUUUGUUAACUUAGCACUGUAAACAUUCCAGUUUGACCCAACGUCCCCCACAACUGCCAAUGAAAACCACAACAGCUUUUAAAAUCUGUCAUUUGUGUUUGCAUCCCUUUUCAGUUAUAAGCAUCUAAAUUAUAUUAAAGAUAUAUCAACUGUAUAUUUGACUUUUUGUAAAAUAAACCUAACCAAAAAAAAAAAAA
This is a messenger RNA of Lates calcarifer (barramundi perch), 8100 nucleotides long. RefSeq names its product SH2B adaptor protein 3 (gene sh2b3). Lineage: Eukaryota; Metazoa; Chordata; Actinopteri; Centropomidae. The coding region runs from base 1819 to 4077 and encodes 752 amino acids. Gene Ontology annotation, biological process: intracellular signal transduction. Gene Ontology annotation, cellular component: plasma membrane. The transcript has 8 exons. The record is from RefSeq and is a predicted model, not a curated record. Gene Ontology annotation, molecular function: transmembrane receptor protein tyrosine kinase adaptor activity.